Messenger RNA from Penicillium crustosum, 282 nucleotides. Its product is annotated as cytochrome c oxidase subunit VIb. The transcript is spliced from 6 exons. NCBI's taxonomy places the organism in Eukaryota, Fungi, Ascomycota, Eurotiomycetes, Eurotiales, Aspergillaceae. Bases 1 to 282 code for a protein of 93 amino acids. The record is from RefSeq and is a predicted model, not a curated record. Gene Ontology annotation, cellular component: respiratory chain complex IV; mitochondrion.
AUGGGUGCCAUUCCGGAAGCCGACCCCGAUGAGGUCCUCGAGACCAAGCCCUUCAAGUUCGUCACUGCUGGUUACGAUGCUCGUUUCCCCCAGAUGAACCAGACCAAGCACUGCUGGCAGAACUAUGUCGACUACUACAAGUGUACCACUGCCAAGGGCGAGGACUUCCGUCCCUGCAAGCAGUUCUACCACUCCUUCCGCUCUCUUUGCCCCAAGGCCUGGACCGAUCGUUGGGACGGUCAGCGCGAGGCUGGCAACUUCCCUGUCCACCUCGACAAGUAG